Molecule: messenger RNA, 3604 nt
Organism: Myodes glareolus (Bank vole)
Lineage: Eukaryota; Metazoa; Chordata; Mammalia; Rodentia; Cricetidae
Source: RefSeq, a predicted model, not a curated record
UGGACGCACCCCUUGUGGUCCUGACUUCCUUGCUCAUGUUUUCCCUCCUUCGAGUGCUGGUCCAUGUCAAAGUUUUAAGUGCUGAUCAGCGUGAGGUUUAAUUAAAUGUCUCCCAAACUUCAAACCACUGUUUCAGCUGCUGUUCAUAGCCCAAGGGCAGCUUGUCAAUGCCUUGUUCAUUCCCAGCCUGCUGGGACAUUUCAAAGGCUCACAGAUAUCUCAGAUUUAGAACUGGCAGUGACUUUCCUAGGCUUUUCAGACAUUAUUUACCCUCAGAGGUUCAUUGAAAGGACUCUGGCUUACUUAUCUGUAAGGAAACAGAAUACAAAGAAGACUGGAGAACCCGCCCCCCAGUUUAGAAACAAACUUGCUGCACAGACUGGGAAACUCCCAGUCCCUGAGCUGGAAACAAACACAAAAAUCCUUUUCGUUUACCCUUAAGUUCCACAUGAUUGACAAAUAUUCAACAGGUGCUAAAUUGUUUGGGGGAUGGUAGAUGCUAACAGAUUAUAAUGAUAACAAGUUUACUGCCCGAAAGGAGAGCAAACCAGCUGAUUUCCAGCAUUUGAUUUGUUUAGAAGAACUCAGGCUCACUUUCACUUUCAGUAAUAUUUUCUCUCCCUCCUCCUUCUCUUCUUUCCUCCUCUCUCCAUCCCUCCCUCCCUGCUACCUGUCUCUCCUUCCCUCCCUCCUCCUUUAUUGUUCCUUCUAACUCCACCUUUUUAUUUCUUUUCGUCUCUAUUCUCUCGCAGUAUAGAGAAAUGGCUUUCAAACAAAUUCGGGUCCAACUCUGAAUUGCGCAAUCUCUUCCUGCCUUUGUGCAGCUCAGUGGGGUGGGCAGCUUCACAAACCAAACACUAGUGGACCAAAGACAGAAAAGUAAGAGAGAGUGACUUCAAAACCAUGUCUUCUUCAAUAAAUGCAUCACUUUAGCUUUCUAAACAUCCACAGAAACUCUGGAGUUAAACUGUAUCAUUUGUAAGUCUCUAGUUGAGAACCCCCCUAAAGCCUUUCUGUUAGCACGCCCUUCAUUCCUGUCAAGUGGUUGAAUCGUUUCUUCCUGUUCAGUGUUAUUUUUUUACUUUCACUUUCAUAUUCUAAACACUGCUCUUUUACUGAGCUGAACCAGAAAUUCUCUGCUGAAAACCCCAGAACAUCUUAGGCUAUUGCAGAGGGCGGAGGUGUCACAGCAACUGUGAGAGAGGACAAAGGACUCAACAACCAGACUCACAAGCAAAGCAGUCAGCAUUCAACACCUCACACAGGCUGCUUUCUUAAGCACUAAAGGAUUUUGUUUCCGAGACAAAAGAACACAUGGCCUCAGACAUCCACAUGCUGGAACCCAUGUGUCUCAUUGAGAACACUGAGGAGCAGCUUGUGGUCAACCAGGAGGCUCUGGGUUAUCUGUCUGUCAUCAAGCAGCCAGUGGUGGUGGUGGCCAUCGUGGGCCUCUACCGCACAGGCAAAUCCUACCUGAUGAACAAGCUGGCUGGGAAGAAAUCAGGCUUCUCUCUGGGCUCCACAGUGCAGUCUCACACCAAGGGGAUCUGGAUGUGGUGUGUGCCUCAUCCCCAGAAGCCAGAACAUACUCUAGUUCUGCUUGACACUGAGGGCCUUGAAGAUAUUGAGAAGGGAGACAACCAGAAUGACUGCUGGAUCUUUGCCUUGGCGGUCCUCCUCAGCAGCACCUUCAUCUACAACAGCAUAGGAACCAUCAACCAGCAGGCCAUGGACCAACUGCACUAUGUUACAGAGCUGACUGAUCUUAUCAAGUCAAAGUCGUCACCUGAGCAGAGUGGGGUAGAUGACUCAGCUAGCUUUGUAGGCUUCUUCCCGAUCUUUGUGUGGGCACUGAGAGAUUUCUCCCUGGAGCUGGAAGCUAACGGAAAACCUAUCACUGCUGAUGAAUACCUGGAACACUCACUGACACUGAAAAAAGGAUCUGAUAAGAAAAGUAAAAGCUUUAAUGAGCCUCGGCUAUGCAUCAGGAAGUUCUUUCCAAAGAGGAAGUGCUUUGUCUUCGACAGGCCUGCUCAGAGGAAAUAUCUUUCCAAACUAGAGACAAUUCCAGAGGAAGAUCUGAGUGAAGAAUUUGUAGAACAAGUUAGAGAAUUCACCUCAUACAUCUUCAGCUCUGCCAAUGUCAAGACUCUGUCUGGUGGCAUCGUAGUCAAUGGGCCACGUCUACAGAACCUGGUGCUGACCUAUGUCAAUGCCAUCUGCAGUGGAGAACUACCCUGCAUGGAAAAUGCUGUCCUGACUUUGGCCCAGAUAGAGAACUCAGCUGCAGUGCAAAAGGCCAUUGAGCACUAUGAAGAACAGGUGAACCAUAAGGCCCAGCUGCCCACGGAAACCCUCCAGGAGCUGCUGGACCUGCAGAGACCUAUUGAGAGUGAGGCCAUUGAAAUCUUCAUGAAGAAUUCUUUCAAGGAUGUAGACCAAAAGUUCCAGAAGGAACUAGGGGCCCUGCUGGAUGCCAAGCGAGAGGCCUUUAUUAAGAAGAACAUGGACGUGUCUUCAGCUCGUUGCUCAGAUUUGCUGGAGGCUAUUUUUGGACCUCUGGAAAAAGAAGUAAAACAGGGGACAUUCUCUAAACCGGGAGGUUACUACCUCUUUCUUCAAAAGAAGCAAGAGCUGGAGAAAAAGUAUAACCAGAUUCCUGGAAAGGGGCUGCAGGCAGAAAACAUGUUGAAAAAGUACUUUGACUCCAAGGACGAUGUGGCUGAAACACUUCUAAAGGCGGAUCAGUCACUCACAGAAGCAGCAAAGAAGAUUGAAGUGGAACGAAUAAAGGCUGUAGCUGCCGAAGCUGCCAACAGAGACUUAGAAGAGAGGCAAAAGAAGUAUGAGCUGAUGAUGCAGCAGAAGGAAGAGAGUUACCAGGAGCAUGUGAAGCAGUUGACUAUGAAGAUGCAGCAGGAACGGGAACAGUUAAUAAUAGAACAGGACAAAAUUAUAUCUCUCAAACUUCAGGAACAAGAACAACUUCUCAAGGAAGGAUUCCUGAAUGAGAGCAGGAGACUUCAUCAAGAGAUCGAGGGCCUCAGGAGUUAUGAAUCAUCUCCAGGCUGCACCAUACUCUGAAGGUCUGAGUUUUGAACUGCUCUGCCAAGCAAUCCUUUAUCAAGGAGUACCUUGACUGAGAAUCUGCAGCAUUUGAAACAACUGCUAUUAAACUCAACUCACGUCAACUCAAAAUCACCUGCCACUCCAGGCUAUGAUCACUGUAUGACCUUUGGGCAAUGUCAGAGGAAGUCUCCCUCUGUGAAGAAUGCAUGUAUGAGUAGAGACUUUGCCUUCUGUGUUUUAGAGGUCUCCUUGACCUACACCAUCCCCAGGCCACAUAUGUUUCUCCUUUAUAAUCUUAUCUUUUCUUCUCUCCUACAGUAUAGUGUUUACAAUCACAGAGCAGGCAACUUUUUGCUAACUCUCAAAAUGAAGUCCUUUUCAUUUUUCUGAGGACUCUGAUUUUUUUCCUACAGUCCUUCAAAAACUAAACCCUACCUCCAUUUUGCCUUUUAUUUUCCGCCUGUGACAUCAUGUCCUGAAGUUUCUCAGGAUAAAUGUCUUACACAAGUUAAUAAAAAGUAUUAGCCCACUGUAA